Messenger RNA from Pocillopora verrucosa, 2659 nucleotides. RefSeq names its product endoribonuclease ZC3H12A. The record is from RefSeq and is a predicted model, not a curated record. Lineage: Eukaryota; Metazoa; Cnidaria; Anthozoa; Scleractinia; Pocilloporidae. Gene Ontology annotation, molecular function: metal ion binding; mRNA binding; RNA endonuclease activity. Gene Ontology annotation, cellular component: nucleus; cytoplasmic ribonucleoprotein granule.
UCAACCAAAAACAAACCAGCUGUAUUAUUGCUGAAGCUGUUGUUUUGAUUUGCAUAAUUGCAAGAUUGAACUUGAAAACACCGGAAGACGUUUGGAUUCGACAUCGGGGAAACCCCCCUUUGCGUCCGUUCGCCUGAUUGGCUGAUAUAAAUAGGCAGAAAACUUCCUUAUUUUCCCUCUUAGCCAAACUCAAAUUUCACUUCGAUUUAUAAAAGGAAGACGUAAGACUCCGAUGCAUUCGAAGAGUAAAUCGCGCAUGAAAUAACUUAUCCGCAAAGGUUUCAAUCCACCUUCAGUUACGAUGGAUAAGCACGAGCCUAUCGAAUUUGUCGUACUUCAGGAAAAGAUUCCGCUUGUGAAGGAGAAUAUCAAAAAAAUACGGUCACUUUUCAACGUCGAUGUCACACUCAAAGCGAACGAUCAGAAGAGUGGACAACGAUGGAUUUGCCUUCAAGGAAACGACGCAGAACUUCAGAGGAAGGCACAGACCUACAUUAAAUCUCUAUGUGGCACUAGUCAGCACCUUAUAGAAGCGCCCAUCGGCCUGUGUGAAAAGCUAAGGAGCGGGAAUCUAGGUAUGGAGGUUGAAAAGCUCACAGGCGCAGUACUGUCGUUUAAUGACACAACGGUGUACGUCCAAAGUGAUGAUAGUUUAGUCACAGUCUUGGCAGUCUCUGAAAUUGAGCGACAUAUCGCGAAUUUCAAGAAAGAAGCUAAAAUUGGCGUCGCUUCGAGAAAAUGUGACCCUGCCGUUGUAUCGGAUUCUGCCGUGAACAUUCCAGAACGUUCUACGUCAGUUGCAACAGAUAUUCCGCCUUCCAUGAGGGAAUUCGCGUAUAAACUGAACUACACAGACAAAGAAAUCGACGCAGUCAUAAAAACAUUCGGAACAGAGAUCAAUAUUAAUCAACUGUUACAGGAACUUGUUAAGAACACGGCGUCUGCGCAGCAGCUUGGCACCGCUCCAGAGGACACGACUUCGCUUCCUGGUUCUGUUCGAGGAAAUUGUGUGGCGCCACCUCUGCAACCGACAGAAAUGCGUCGUAAUCUGCUCGCUAGAGGCCCUCCCGCCAGUCCCCCUAGAAGACCAGAGUAUCAUUACGUUCCAGAAAAAACUAGGCUGGUCCCCUCUGAUAAUUUGCGGCCCAUCGUGAUUGAUGGCAGCAAUGUGGCAAUGAGUCAUGGCAACCAAAGAGUGUUCUCGUGUCGAGGGAUACAAAUUUGCGUGGAAUACUUUCAGCGGAGAGGACAUAAAGACAUUACUGUGUUUGUACCCAUGUGGAGAACAGAAGAAUGUAGCCAAGACAGUCCGAUCAUGAACCAGGAAGUACUGCACAUUUUAUUUAGCCAAGAAAUUUUGAAGCUUACUCCAUCAAGGUCAAAUGGUAACCGUCGCAUCGUGUGUUACGAUGACAAGUAUACGGUAGAUUUGGCGGACCAAAAUGGGGGAAUAAUUGUUUCCAAUGACAAUUUCAGAGACCUCCUUGAAGAAAACCCACGAUGGAAAGAGACAAUUGAACAGCGCACUCUGAUGUACACCUUUGUGGGGGAUCGCUUUAUGCCUCCCGACGAUCCUCUGGGAAGGAGAGGGCCCUCGCUGAAUGAUUUUCUUAGAAGAGGGUCUGCUACUCACCCAAAAAUAUGCCCGUAUCUAAAGAACUGCACUUUUGGCAAUCGUUGCAAAUACUACCACCCUGAAAGGGACACACAGCGGCAACACGGGGGAGCUUCUAUCAAAAUCUCCCCCGAGAUAACUGAACACCAAACGAACGGUACAGGGGAACUUAAUAUUACAACUCAAUCCCCGAUUACUUUGUCUACACAGCGUUGCAACAGGAACACUUUGGUAUUAGAAUCAAGAGGCAGUUUCCAGUCCCAAGUUGACAAUCAUCCAGGUCGUCCCAAUGACACUUUGUCUCGUGGCAUUUCAGCCCGCGGUGUACCUUCGCAUAAGAAUUCCUACAUUAAUAGUCGCGAGGGACCCUUAUACCCCCGCGGGUUUUACGGUGGAAAUGUUUACGCGGACCAUCAUCAUCCGGUAAUUCCUGACUAUGCGCCUCCCAUGUAUCCUCCCGAUAUGAACCAAUUUCCACCGCUCGCAGCACCAUGGCCUUCAUCCCCGUAUAGUACUCCUGCACAUUAUGCACCGUCACCGCCAAUGGGAUAUCCACAGGGGAAUCCCACGUACUGUUAUUUCGAGCCUCCUCCGCCCUUGAAAAGAAAUUUUCAGGGACAAAGGCAUUCUGGGGAUCAGGUUGACGGCAACAAAGAAAACAAAUCCCUCAGCAAAGAGGAAAUAGAAAGGCUUAGGGCCAUCUGUGACGAUGAAAAUAAAUUAGAACGCAUUCUGCGCGAUAACCCUCGAGAGCGGGAUAUUAACAAAUUAGCCCAUCUUUUAUUGGAGAACUAAAAUCUCUAUGUGAAUUCAAAUAUUAUAGACUCGAGUGUCUUUUAAAUUAAUACAUAUAUCAAUGACUGUUUAAUAUUUUUGAGUAUCGCUUCGAAUAUUGCGAGAUGUAAAAAAGCGCUACAAUACUCAACAAAUUUUAACAGAUUUACCCCAUGUAUAUAUUCUCAUCCUUUCACCUCUUUGAUUCCUUUGUAAUGUGCAUAAUCUCUUUUCAAACUGUAUCAUAACUCUACAAUAAUAAAAACCUGA